This is a messenger RNA of Paramecium primaurelia, 729 nucleotides long. The record is from the annotation of a GenBank genome assembly. Lineage: Eukaryota; Ciliophora; Oligohymenophorea; Peniculida; Parameciidae.
AUGUAAUAAUAAUAAAAACAACCAAUUCAUGAGAGACGUCGUAGAAGUGGAGCUUUACAUGCUUAAACAUGUGAAGAAUAUUUGAAAGUAUAAUUAUAAUUGUAUGAAAAAAGAAAUAUGAAUAAAUUGGAUAAAUUGUAAUAAGAGAGAGUUCAAGAAAAAAGAGUUUAUCAGAAUCAGCUUUUCUUAAUUUUGAUUUCAUACCUGCAGAUGAAGGAGUAGAAGACAUAUGCUAAUUGAAAAUAUUGAUUUAUUCGCCAAAAAUAAAAUUGAAUGAAUAAGAAUUCUUACAAAUUUUAAAGCGUGUAAGAAAUAGAUCAAUAACUACUGAUAAUUUACCAAAUGUUCGUUAAACAUUUGAUUACGAUUUCUUUUAUAGAGAAUAUGAUGUCAAUGAUAAACAUUUUGGUCUACAUUUCUGGAUUUAAAAUAAUCCUAAAAAUAAGCAUAAUCUCUUUUUUUCAGGUAUCCAUCAUUAAAAACAUAAUAAUAAUAGAGAAUUACUAUAGGUUCUUUAAUGCAGCUAUAUUAUUAUAGAGAGAUUAAAAUGUAGAGUCAUUGAUAAGAGAGACUAAUCCUAACUGUAUGAUUAAAAUUUUUCCAUUUGUAAGAGUAUUUUAAUAUUAAUUAGAUGGAUGAAUUGCUACUGGAAUCACUUUAAUCUAUUAUAGCUGAAGUAACAAUUUUAUUUAAUUAGUUAGAUCUGUCAUAGCAAUAUCAAAUCUUGAC